UGCAUGCAGUUGUUGGACAGCAGUACCAAACUCUGAGAUCAGGGAGGGGGCAACAUUUACUCUGUAGGGUACAGCUGGACAGCAUCAACAAGACUCUCCAAAACGGUCACACAUGUACUCCCGUAUCAGUUAAAGCCGGCUGUACCGCUCCGACUCCAUGUUUUUCGAUUCAUUUGCUCCUUGAUUCCUUCAUCGUGGAAGGGAGGUGAUUCUCCUCGCCGCCAUUUUUAGGGAACUGCCUAUCGAUGAGAGAAACUUUGCUAGCUACUAACGUUAGCAGCUAGCUAGUUGGCCAGUAUCCUGCCCUGCCUGCCUACCGUUGUGACAGUUAACGCUUGACAGUCGUUAGCCAGGUCAGCUUGCCUCACGUUGGUAUAAAUUAUUCCUGCAGCUGGCAAUAUACAUGACAAAAACAACGGUUACUGCUGAGAAUAAUUUAGCUCGACUUGAAGUCAGCGUGACAGUCUAUAUUGGGUAGGGCAAUUGUGCGGUUAGAUUAGCGAGUUAGCAUUGCUAACUUAUUAGCUAGCGAAUUCACACUUUGAUUUCUCUGGGCUGCAUUGCCUCGACUGUGAUUUGGUGUCUGCCACUCACUGCCGUGUUCAGGGUGACUGGAUUAACCAGCCGUUAUACCCCUCUUCUCAACCUGUGUGGAUUCAUUUUGACCAGGUGCCCAUGUGCUGGUUCCUUAGGCCCAUCCAUUACUGCAGAUGAAUCUUCAGCUGCUUUGGCGUAGCUCAGCACCCAGAUAGUCCCAUCCCCUUUGCGUGGGUGAUAAGGGACUACAUUAACCAGGAUGCCCUCCUCUGUAAGGGCAGGGAGCCUGAAGGAUCCGGAGGUUGCUGAGCUUUUCUUCAAAGAAGACCCAGAGAAGCUUUUCUCUGACCUCCGAGAGAUUGGCCAUGGCAGCUUUGGCGCUGUCUACUUUGCACGGGAUGUGCGCACGAAUGAGGUGGUGGCCAUUAAGAAGAUGUCUUACAAUGGCAAACAGUCUAAUGAGAAAUGGCAGGACAUUAUAAAGGAAGUGAAGUUUCUCCAGAGGAUCCGGCACCCCAACAGUAUAGAAUACAAAGGUUGUUACCUCCGUGAACACACAGCAUGGCUGGUGAUGGAGUACUGUCUCGGCUCAGCCUCCGAUCUGCUAGAAGUUCAUAAAAAACCUUUACAAGAAGUAGAGAUUGCUGCCAUUACACACGGUGCUCUGCAGGGGCUUGCCUACCUUCAUUCCCACAAUAUGAUUCACAGGGAUGUGAAGGCAGGUAACAUUCUGCUGACUGAGCCUGGGCAGGUCAAACUGGCAGACUUUGGCUCUGCCUCCAUUGCCUCACCUGCCAACUCAUUUGUGGGAACGCCAUAUUGGAUGGCCCCAGAGGUGAUUCUAGCUAUGGACGAGGGCCAAUAUGAUGGGAAGGUGGAUAUCUGGUCCUUAGGGAUCACCUGUAUAGAAUUAGCGGAGAGGAAGCCUCCCUUGUUUAACAUGAAUGCAAUGAGUGCCUUAUACCACAUAGCGCAAAAUGAGAGCCCCACACUGCAAUCAAGUGAAUGGACGGAUUACUUUAGAACCUUUAUCGAUUCUUGCCUUCAGAAAUUCCCCCAGGACAGACCACACUCUGACGACAUGCUGGGUCAUGCGUUUCUGCAGCGUGAACGUCCAGACUCCGUGCUAAUGGAUCUUAUUCAGAGGACCAAGGAUGCAGUGCGAGAACUGGACAACCUGCAGUACCGCAAGAUGAAGAAGAUCCUCCUUCAGGAGGCCCACAAUGGACCCACAGCAGAAGCCCAGGAUGGAGACGAGGAGCUGGAGCCGGGCGGAGGUCGGACAGGAACGGUGAACAGUGUAGGCAGUAAUCAGUCCAUCCCCAGCAUGUCCAUCAGUGCUAGCUCCCAGAGCAGCUCUGUCAACAGUCUGAACGAAGCGGCUCAGGACAGCCGCAGCGAGCUGGACCUGAUGGAGGGAGACCACACAGUCAUGUCCAACAGCUCCGUUAUACACCUCAAACCGGAAGAAGAGGAGAGUUUCUCUGGGGAGCAGGCAGCCACCAGUCAACCCUCUGAGCCACAGCCAACACCAGCUCAGGCCCCGAGGAAGCACUACCGCAACAGAGAGCACUUUGCCACCAUACGCACAGCGUCACUCGUGACCCGUGAGAUGCAGGAACAUGAGCAGGACUCGGAGCUGCGGGAGCAGAUGUCGGGAUACAAACGCAUGAGACGGCAACAUCAGAAGCACCUGAUGGCCCUGGAGAACAAGCUGAAAGGGGAGAUGGAUGAGCACAGGCUGAGGCUGGACAAAGAGCUGGAGAGUCAGAGGAACAACUUCACCCAGGAGAUGGAGAAGCUGCUCAAAAAACACCAGGCGGCCCUGGACAAAGACCUGAAGACGUUUACCAACGAUGAGAAGAAGUUCCAGCAGCACAUCCAGGUGCAGCAGAAGAAGGAGCUCAGCAGCUUCCUGGAGUCACAGAAGCGGGAGUAUAAACUACGCAAGGAGCAGCUCAAAGAGGAACUGAGUGAGAACCAGUCAACUCCCAAGAAAGAGAAGCAGGAGUGGCUGUCCAAGCAGAAAGAGAACAUCCAGCACUUCCAGGCGGAGGAGGAGGCCAACCUGCUGAGGAGACAGAGGCAGUAUCUGGAGCUAGAGUGUCGGCGGUUCAAACGCAGGAUCCUCAUUGCAAGACACAAUGUGGAGCAAGAUCUGGCCAGAGAGGAGCUAAACAAACGGCAGACACAGAAGGACCUGGAGCACGCCAUGCUGCUUAGGCAUCAUGAGUCGAUGCAGGAGCUGGAGUUCAGGCACCUGGGGACGAUCCAAAAGGCGCGGGCAGAGCUCAUCCGGACCCAGCACCAGACAGAGCUCACCAACCAGCUGGAAUAUAAUAAAAGGAGGGAGAGAGAGCUGAGGCGCAAGCAUGUCAUGGAGGUCCGACAGCAGCCUAAGAGCCUCAAGUCUAAGGAGCUUCAGAUUAAGAAGCAGUUCCAGGAGACUUGUAAAACCCAGACCAGGCAGUACAAGGCCCUCAGGAACCAUCUGCUGGAGACCACGCCCAAGUCUGACCACAAGGCCGUGCUCAAGAGGCUGAAGGAGGAGCAGACCAGGAAGUUGGCCAUCCUGGCCGAGCAGUACGACCACUCCAUCAACGAAAUGCUCUCUACACAGGCUCUGCGGUUAGAUGAGGCUCAAGAGGGGGAGUGUCAGGUUCUAAGGAUGCAGCUGCAGCAGGAGCUGGAGCUGCUCAACGCGUACCAGAGCAAGAUCAAGAUGCAAACAGACGCUCAGCACGACAAGGAGAGGAGGGAUCUGGAGCAGAGGGUCUCUCUGCGGAGGGCUCUGCUGGAGCAGAAAAUUGAGGAAGAAAUGGCUGCCCUGCAGAACGAGCGCCUGGAGCGAAUCCGUUCACUGCUGGAGCGCCAGGCCCGCGAGAUCGAGGCUUUUGACUCGGAGUCCAUGCGGCUGGGCUUCAGCAACAUGGUGCUCACUAACCUGGCUCCCGAUUCCCAGGGAGGCUGGGGGGGAGGAGGUGGAGGAGGCCAGGGGGCUCAGGGGGGAGGCCACUGGCCCGGAGGAGGUGGAGGAGGCGGCCACCAUAGUCAUCAUCACCAGGGGGGCUCCAGCUCACAGCAGCCCUGGGGUCACCCCAUGCUGGCUGGGGGCCCGCCGCCCUGGAGCCUCCACCACCCCGGAGGAGGGAGUCAGAGGGGGAGCGGGGGAGGCGCGGGGGGGGUGAGGAACAGCCCGCAGGCUAUGAGGAGGACGUCAUCAGGCGGGAGGAAUGAACAGGGCAUGAGCAGGAGCGCCAGCAUCACCUCUCAGAUCUCCAACGGAUCCCACCUGUCGUACACCUAGAACACACACACACACACACACACAAGCAACACAAUAAUUGUCUUAAAGUUUAAUUCUUGUGCACCGAGGUAACACUGUACACAGACACACACACCAUGCAUGCACCACACAUCCUUCACAUACACUUGUUGUUAAUUCACAGUUCUUCUGACACACACUGCACAGUACUGACGCUGGGUUUACCUCAGCCCAGUUCCUCUCCCAUCACCACUGCUCUCUUACAUCAGUAUACUGCUAGCAGCAGUCUGUGGAAACCCAAGAUGGCUGAGGUCCGUAUACAGUAUGCCACAGUGCAAUAGUGUCAUAGCCUACAGUGCUAUUUUAUGUGUUUUAUAUUUGCCAUAUUAGCCUCUUUUGCUAUAGACACAAAGUAGUAUAUUCAUAUUAACUACCAUGGAGUUUAUUAUCAAAAGUUGUUUGUUUGCAGUUUGCUGUUUUAUACAUAUGUGGGGUAAAUCGGAUGCUUUCAGAUGUGGUAGCACAAUAAUGUGCUUUAUGGGAAAAUUUGCAUUCAGUGAGCAAUUUUUAGAAUAACAUUUAAACAUGUGUCCUUGUGCAAAUUCCUACAAACCACUCACAGCUCAAGAUUUAAGCACCGACAUCUUACUGAUAGAAAGUUUAAUGAGAUUAUUAUGAUAAUGAGUUUAUGUGCAAUGUUACAGAGAAAUUAGAAGGCAGAAGGUAAUGUAGGGGUCUGACUUAAGAUUGAUGAUUGAAGAACAGACAGUUUCAGAACAAACAGGUCUAGAAGAAAAAUGAAAAGAGAAAGCGAACAAAGGUUGUUGUAAGUGAGUACCAGUGGGUGUCUCCUACUUUAUAGUAGUAGCACAGGGACGGCUAAGGUGUCACGGAUAGCUAAAAGUAUGCAAUUCUGCAUUCCAUGAGCGACUUAACUGAGAAGCUUAUCCUCCACCAGAGAGUAAAUAUAACAGUGCAGUGUUUGUUCGAAACGAAAAACCGCAUACUCUGUCCUCGAUGCCACACGGGUUCGUAGCCCCCUGGUGUUAUUGUGUACUGUGAGCAGGGCUGCAAAGAUGCCAAAAGUAAGGGUGCAGAGUUAGAUUUGUCAUUAGAAUUAUUCAUGCCAACAUACUGUUAUGUGUUUAAUGAGAUUGUGCCAGAGAUGUCAGUGGAAGUUCAGUAUAAUACUAUGUGGCCAAGUAGAUGGAUGUGUUGCUGGAUUGGAGGAGAGAGAAGGCAGUGUUCAGCCUCAUUGGCUCAUCUCUUGGGUUUCCACAAGCCUCUGCCCUUCACUCACACCUGCCCAGUGGACGGCCAGUCUGAGGGAUACUGUAGCCGUAUUAGUCCACAAGCCCUCAUGACAGGGAUGGGUUUUCAGCAGCGCCUAACCUCCUACUUAGAUAGUUAAAUAGUUUCCAAACUGGUGUUCACUCUUCGCUUGUUUGCAUUAAUUUCCUGGUCUAAUUUGGCAACUGUGUUGGUCGGUGAAAGUGAUGCACUACACAGUAAAAAAAAAGAAAAAAAAAAAAGAAAAGAACUUUCUCUGACAAGUUUAACCAUGCCUGUUGGCCUACCUCUAAGUACAGCUUCACCACAGGGUGUCGUGACUUGUCAAUGACUUGCACUUUGGCACAGGCAUUCUACCCCACACUAAAUGUUAAUCAGACACAUACAUACAAAAGUAGUAGAUUUUUACUCCCCAGUCAAACCGUAUGUUCCUUUGCACACUUGGCUGAUGAAUGCAUGUACAGGGGGCACUUAGCGCACUUAGCAGUUGUUAGCUGAGUUGACUGUAAAUCAGGGCAACUCUGGGCAACUAUAUACAUCUCAGUUGCCUAAAAACAUCUGUGUGUUGUUUUUUUAUUUUUAAAAGAAGAUCAUUUUAAGGAGCUAAAGUUCAAGUGAAUGAGCAGGGAGUGUGAAAGAGGAGCUUCAGAAGCCCUCUGCUGGUUAGUGACUGCUGAAUGUCUCUUUGGGUUGAUGGGCGGUGAUGCUGUGAUCUCCGCUGCCAUGCCCCUGCAACCUUCCCCGGUCUGACACCCCGCUCUGUCUCACCCCUGGUGACCCCAAUGUCAUGUUCUGACCACCGAUCUCCCCGCUGCCCUCCACCUCCAUUUCCUCCCCUCCUGAGCCCGGUGUGGUCUUUACUCCCUCCCUGACCUAUUUGGGAAGAGCUCUUCAAGUGAAAGAAAAGAAGAAGAAAUAUAUAUAUAUAUAUAUAUAUAUAUAUAUAUAUAUAUA
Siniperca chuatsi (mandarin fish) is the source of this 6046-nucleotide messenger RNA. RefSeq names its product serine/threonine-protein kinase TAO1-like. Gene Ontology annotation, biological process: execution phase of apoptosis; protein phosphorylation. Bases 797 to 3844 code for a protein of 1015 amino acids. Gene Ontology annotation, molecular function: ATP binding; protein kinase activity. The record is from RefSeq and is a predicted model, not a curated record. The transcript is spliced from 21 exons. NCBI's taxonomy places the organism in Eukaryota, Metazoa, Chordata, Actinopteri, Centrarchiformes, Sinipercidae.